Coccidioides posadasii C735 delta SOWgp is the source of this 1251-nucleotide messenger RNA. The record is from RefSeq and is a predicted model, not a curated record. NCBI's taxonomy places the organism in Eukaryota, Fungi, Ascomycota, Eurotiomycetes, Onygenales, Onygenaceae.
AUGCGCCGAGUGGUAGUUACGGGGCUGGGCGCCGUCACUCCCUUGGGAACUGGUAUCCGUCACACAUGGGGGCGUCUCGUGGAGGGCCACUGUGGUAUUGUAUCUGUGAAACAUAGACAUCCCGGAUUUACAGAAGUACCAUGUCAGGUUGCGGCCGUUGUGCCGCAGGGCCCCAAGGAGCUUGGCGGCUGGAGAGCAUCUGAAUGGGUGACUCGCGAUGAAGAAAGAAAAACCGCUCUGUUUGCACAAUACGCAUUAGCAGCAACAGAGGAAGCGCUCAAUGAUGCAGGGUGGAAACCCGGGACCCAGGAAGCAAUGGAAAUGACGGGUGUAUGCUUAGGAUCUGGAAUAGGGAAUUUCGAAGAAAUUUAUAACUCAUCCGUUGCCUAUGAUAACGGGCUACGUGAUAAAAAGGUACCUCGUCCACUCGCAAUCUUUGAGCCGGUGGAGGGACCGAAUCAUGCAGCAACGACCGCAUGUACUACCGGUGCCCAUUCCAUCGGAGAUGCUGCUCGUUUCAUUGCACAUGGUGAUGCCGAUGUAAUGGUUGCGGGUGGAGCCGAAUCCUGCAUCCACCCACUUGCAAUCGGAGGAUUCGCACGGUGCCGGAGUCUUGCUACGGAUUUUAACGAUCAGCCUAAAAAAUCCUCUCGUCCGUUUGAUAGGGAUCGCCAAGGAUUUGUUGUCGGUGAAGGUGCCGCUGUCGUGAUCCUGGAGGAAUUAGAACAUGCCACAUCCCGUGGAGCACGUAUUUACGCGGAAUUAAAGGGUUACGGCUGCUCGGCGGACGCAUACCACAUGACAGCGCCCAAGGAGAACGGUAAAGGUGCUUUACUGGCCAUGCAACGUGCAUUGAAAAAUGCCGCAUUACCACCGAGCAAGGUUGACUACAUUAACGCGCAUGGUACUUCCACUGUCAUCGGAGAUGCUGCGGAAAACGCCGCUAUUAAGACGCUCCUUCUUGGCUCUGAAGGAAAAGAAAGGCCUUCGGAUAUCAACAUCAGUAGCACAAAGGGUGCCAUAGGACAUUUGCUGGGAGGAGCUGGUGCGAUAGAAGCAGUCUUCUCCGUCCUAACAAUCUAUGAGGGAAUACUUCCACCAACCAUCAACCUUGAAAACACAACAGAGGAGUUUGACUGCAAUUACGUGCCGAAUGUGGCACAGGGUAGAGAAGUGGAUGUUGUCCUGACAAACAGUUUUGGGUUUGGAGGGACGAAUAGUAGUCUAUGCUUCGCGAGAUAUCGCCAGUAG